Messenger RNA from Sinocyclocheilus rhinocerous, 1550 nucleotides. RefSeq names its product integrin alpha FG-GAP repeat containing 2 (gene itfg2). The transcript has 13 exons. Bases 93 to 1550 code for a protein of 485 amino acids. The record is from RefSeq and is a predicted model, not a curated record. Gene Ontology annotation, molecular function: protein binding. Gene Ontology annotation, biological process: regulation of TOR signaling. NCBI's taxonomy places the organism in Eukaryota, Metazoa, Chordata, Actinopteri, Cypriniformes, Cyprinidae. Gene Ontology annotation, cellular component: KICSTOR complex.
UUGUUUGUACUGGAUGGGAAGUGUUGCUCAGAUAUGAUUUGUUUUAGCUGCUGUUUAAUAGAUUGUAGUCGUUAGUCUGUAGUUGAAAGGCCAUGCGCUCGGUCAGUUAUGUGCAGCGCGUGAGUUUAGACUUCACAGGAACAAUCUUUCCUCACGCCAUCUGUCUUGGAGAUGCAGAUAACGACUUGUUGAAUGAGCUGGUGGUGGGAGACACUAGUGGGAAGCUGUACAUCUAUAAAAAUGAUGACUGUAAGCCCUGGAUCACGAGGACAUGUGUGGGCAUGUUAACAUGUGUUGGAGUGGGAGAUGUUUGCAACAAAGGAAGGAACUUUGUUGUGGCGGUUGGUGCGGAGGGCUGGUUUCACCUGUUUGAUAUCAGCGCUGCUGCAGCCAAAUCAGACUCCUCAAGUCAGCAGGAUGGUUCGAUCGGGGACGAGCAGAAGCCCAGUUACACCCAGCACAUCCCCGCCAAUACCAAAGUGAUGCUCAUCAGUGAUAUUGAUGGAGACGGGCGCUGUGAGCUUGUCGUUGGCUACACGGACCGGGUAGUGCGGGCGUUCAGGUGGGAGGAACCUUCUGAUGCUUCAGAUUUGAGUUCUGGUCAGAUGGUCUUACUGAAGAAAUGGCUUCUGGAUGGCCAGGUUGACAAUCUCUCGGUUAACCCAAGUCCAGAAGGUCUCCCUGAACUAAUGGUGUCUCAGCCCGGCUGUGGUUAUGCUAUUCUGAUGUGCUCUUGGACACAAGAGGGCGCUGCAGGACCUGGGGAUGAAAACACAGCAACUCCUAGCAGAGACGUUGUCCUUCAUCUUACCACCGGACGCAUCCAUAACAAGAACGUGUCCACUCAUUUGAUAGGCAGCAUUUGCAGAGGUUCUAAGGAUGAUUCGUCUAAAGGUGGCUUGUUUGCUCUUUGCACACUAGACGGAACGCUGAAGCUCAUGGACAGCUCUGAGAAGCUCAUGGACAGCUCUGAGAAGCUCUUGUGGUCUGUGCAAGUGGACCACCAGCUUUUUGCCCUCCAGAAGCUGGAUGUCACUUGUGAUGGGAGAGAGGAAGUGGUGGCCUGUGCCUGGGACGGCCAAACUUACAUCAUCGAUCAUGCACGUAUGGUGGUCCGCUUCCAGUUUGAUGAAAAUGUGAACGCAUUCUGUGCCGAUUGCGUGGGUCAUUAUGGAAACAAUCUGGCCGAGUCUCUGAUCUUUAAUUUACGAAUUGUCAGUAGAUCACCUGUAGAACUUUCCACUCCCAUCAGCGCCACGGGACGCAGCCACCCUGGACGCCUGCAGAACAGUGUGGCAGACUUGGUUAAAGCUAGAGGGAGCAAUCCAGGGCUGUCAGCUGAGUUGGAGACUAUGGCAACUGACAGCCAGGAGCUGAGCUCUCCAGAGGCCUGUUGGCCUAUUUGCACACAAUACAAGGACAUCUUCAUGCUGGUUGGAACAGGAGCAGCCUGCCCUCAGUGGAGGGUCAAUGAUGUCAUCCCAUGUGGCUCUGUAUGGUUGUGGGAACAUCGUUUCCCUCCAUCAUCAGAUGAAAGAAGCUUAAAAUAG